Molecule: messenger RNA, 1281 nt
Organism: Adineta steineri
Lineage: Eukaryota; Metazoa; Rotifera; Eurotatoria; Adinetida; Adinetidae
Source: the annotation of a GenBank genome assembly
AUGGAAAUAUCACGCCAUACUCAUAUUAAAAUAAUAAUAUUACUCGUAUUAAUAGCAAUAUUAUUUUAUUAUCUACUGAUUAAAACAAAUACACAUGAAUUAAAAAAUACAUUUAAAGUAUUUCAUCAUAUUCUUAAUCGAAGUCGAAUUAUGGAGAUGCUUGUUCCAGUUUCUAAUGUUACUAUAUUAAAUCGUAUUGGGAACAUUACUAAUCGUACAAAUACUAGUACUAAACGAUCGAUUAAUACUACUAUAACACCUGAUCCUUCUACUACUACAACAACUGGACCUCCUACUACUAUUGAUAUAGCAGAAUUACUGGUCGAAAGAUCUCCAUCUGCUGUACGUCUUAAAGCAAAGGCUCCCACUGGUGGUCUAGCUGUUUUUCUUUUUCAAACUGAGCAUUAUAUUCUUGCUGAUCUUCAAUUAUAUCUUAUGCGAAAACUAGCAAUAGAUCUAGUUGCUCUUGAAUUAUUUAUUGAUAGACCACUAACACCAGAAAUGUGUGAUGUUGCUCGUGAACACAGAGCUAAAAUUAAUAUUUUUCCAACUGACCGACACCGAGCUAAUGCUGGAGGAUCAGAUAGAAAUACUGCUAUUGUCAAUUGGGCAAUAUCUCUAAAGGCUAAAAAAUAUCUUGGUAAUGGUACUGCAAUUCUAUUACUCGAUGGUGAUGUUUUUCCUUUAACUCCAUUUGAUUCAGUAACACUAUUAAAUUCUCGUGAUGUUGUUUGUCGAAAACAUCCAGCAUUAUUUGCACGUUUUUGUUGGAUUGGAUUUAUAUGUUUAGGACCACAACUAUAUGACACUAUCGAUCAUUUUAAUGUAGGACAAACUAUGCGCCAAGGUAAAUCUUACGAUUCAGGUGGUAAAACAAUCGAAUAUUUUUUAAAAUAUGAAAAUGCUUCAUUUUCAUGGAUGAGAGAAACAAUAUUUCUUGGUACUGAUAAAGACUUAUUCUGGGGUGCAAUGGAUCAAGAUAUUAAAUGGAUUUCACAGCAUUUUAGUCGAUGUGAUAAAUGUGGUCCUGAAAUAUUCUUAUCACCGUUUGAUGUUAGUAAUGCUGUUUUUUAUCAUAUGAUUAGUGCAACUUCAGAUUGGAGAUUUGGAGGUCAAGGUGGACGACGACUAUCAAUACAUGAUUCUGUAAUGCAGUCUCCUUAUGGACCUAAUAAAACUUAUUCAAUGUCUGAUAUUAUUGCUUCAGUAAGAAAAGUUCAACAGAUGGAAUUAAUACCAUUCUUUGGUAAUUUAACUUGUGAAAGAAUAUGUGGUGGUUAA